CUCGAGGACAGGCCGCUGCGCAUCGGCGUCCUCAGCGACUGGCCGACUGGCGCUCCGCAGUCGCUGCACGUGCUGCACGAGCUGAAGAAGCAGGCGCCCGACAUCGUGAUCCACUUGGGCGACACGUACUACUCUGGCACAAGGGCGGAGCAGGAGGCGUUUCUGCACGACCCGAUCAAGGCGGUCCUCGGCGAAGCCAUCCCGGUGUACCUUGUGCCCGGCAAUCACGACUACUACGGCGGCGGCGGGGAGGGCUUCUACCACGUGCUCGACGAGUUUGGCGUGCAGCCGGCCUCCUACUUCACGCUGCGCGGCGCCGGCGUGCAGAUCGUCGCGGUGGACACGGGGCUGCUCAACAACCAGGACUACUCGCCGACGAUGAUGCCCUUCCUGCCCGACGACCAGAUCGACUGGGCGCUGCACCAGAUCGAGGUAGGCAGGCAGGCCGGGCUCAAGACCAUCUUCAUGAGCCACCACCAGUUCUUCUCGCGCGCCGAGAGCGUCGGCGUCGCCAACAACGCCUUUGGCGAGGCGCGGGGAGAAGGCUCGACUGCCAUGGACCGCCGCCGCUCACGCCUGCUCCUGUGUGCAGGCGAGGCGCUCACGGGGCCCGACCGGAUCCCGGGCCCGCUCAACGUGUACCAGACGAGCGAGUACAGCAUCGGCUCCACGGAGCUCGCCGGAGGGCUGAGCAACGACCAGCCGCCAGCGGCAAACACGCGGCUGCUGAACCAGUUCCCUCCCGACGUCCGCGAGUACGUCUCCGCCUUUUACUGGGGCCACGAGCACUCGACGUCCAUCUUUGACCGAUAUGUCAACAUCACGCGCGGGCGGUGCAUUGGCAACAGCGGCAUCGCCUUCACCACGGACGUCGACCAGUACGCCGUGAACGGCGAGACCGUGUCGGCCCCGUUUGGCGGCCCGCCGCCGCUCCUGCCAAAGGAGAAGGGCGGGUGCGCGCGCGACGGCUGCCGCACCGGCCAAGGCAACACCUUUUGGAACCUCGGCUUCGUGACGUUGGACAUCGACGCCGGCGCUCAGCCCAAGAUCCUUGCCAAGCACUGGGAGGUGCAGCAGGACCAGUCGUACGACUUGGACGCCCUCGGCUCCGUCUACCUGAACGCCAAAGUCUACUUUGAGGAGGAGUACUGAGAGGCGCGCGGCGCGCGAGGGAGGGUAAACGCCGGACGCGGUUGCAGAAACGGCCCGGCUUCGAAGAAGGCCACUGUCUCCGUGUGUGUGGUGGUGUGUGUAUGCGUAACGACGCUGCUAGAGAUGCCUAUCGGGGCCCAGAGAUGUACUUCUGAUGCCAGGCGUGACCUAGUUAGUGUCCCCAGCUAUGGGCGUGUCCACGUUGAAGCCAGGUGUGGUGUGGACGCUAGAAUUGCUCCGCCAUUGGCAUGGAGGCC
Molecule: messenger RNA, 1409 nt
Organism: Emiliania huxleyi CCMP1516
Lineage: Eukaryota; Haptophyta; Isochrysidales; Noelaerhabdaceae
Exons: 6
Source: RefSeq, a predicted model, not a curated record